Gracilinanus agilis (Agile Gracile Mouse Opossum) is the source of this 3011-nucleotide messenger RNA. RefSeq names its product solute carrier family 4 member 4 (gene SLC4A4). Gene Ontology annotation, biological process: transmembrane transport; regulation of intracellular pH; bicarbonate transport. The transcript is spliced from 24 exons. Bases 21 to 2888 code for a protein of 955 amino acids. Lineage: Eukaryota; Metazoa; Chordata; Mammalia; Didelphimorphia; Didelphidae. The record is from RefSeq and is a predicted model, not a curated record. Gene Ontology annotation, molecular function: solute:inorganic anion antiporter activity; monoatomic anion transmembrane transporter activity; sodium:bicarbonate symporter activity. Gene Ontology annotation, cellular component: plasma membrane; basolateral plasma membrane.
UCUCAGAUGUCAGAACUCUGAUGGAGGAUGAAGCCGUCCUGGACAGAGGGGCUUCCUUCCUGAAACAUGUGUGUGAUGAAGAAGAAGUUGAAGGUCACCACACCAUCUACAUUGGGGUUCAUGUACCGAAGAGCUAUCGCAGGCGGCGGCGCCACAAGAGGAAGGCAGGCCACAGGGAAAGGAGGGAGAAGGAAAGAAACUCAGAGAACUAUUCUGACAAAUCUGAUGUGGAGAAUGCAGAUGAGUCAAGCGGUAGCAUCCUCAAACCACUCAUCUCCCCUGCAGCCGAGCGUAUCCGCUUCAUCCUGGGGGAGGACGAUGACAGCCCGGCACCCCCCCAGCUCUUCACUGAAUUGGAUGAGCUCCUGGCAGUGGAUGGGCAGGAGAUGGAAUGGAAAGAGACAGCCAGAUGGAUCAAGUUUGAAGAGAAAGUGGAACAGGGUGGAGAGAGAUGGAGCAAACCUCAUGUGGCCACACUGUCCUUGCACAGUUUAUUUGAACUGAGGACAUGCAUGGAGAAGGGAUCAAUAAUGCUGGAUCGGGAAGCUUCUUCUCUCCCUCAGUUGGUAGAGAUGAUUGUUGACAAUCAGAUCGAGACGGGUCUCUUGAAAGCUGACUUGAAGGAUAAAGUGACCUACACUUUGCUCCGGAAGCAUCGGCAUCAAACUAAGAAAUCUAAUCUCCGAUCACUGGCUGACAUCGGGAAGACUGUCUCCAGUGCAAGUAGGAUGUUUUCCAACCCUGAUAAUGCCCGCAACCCGCUUGAGAACUCACUGCCCUGUCUAGCCACCUGCACGUUGGACGAUGAAUCCAGAGUGUGGCGCAGUCCCAGCGUGGGAUGGCUGAGUAGCCCAGCUAUGACUCCUAGGAAUUUGACUUCUUCAAGUUUGAAUGACAUUUCUGACAAACCAGAGAAGGACCAGCUAAAGAACAAGUUCAUGAAGAAACUUCCCCGUGAUGCAGAGGCCUCCAAUGUCCUGGUCGGGGAAGUGGACUUCCUGGAGAGUCCUUUCAUUGCCUUUGUACGAUUGCAGCAAGCUGUCAUGCUGGGCGCCUUGACUGAAGUUCCAGUGCCCACAAGGUUCCUAUUCAUUCUCUUGGGUCCUAAGGGAAAGGCCAAAUCUUAUCAUGAGAUUGGCAGAGCCAUUGCUACUUUGAUGUCUGAUGAGGUGUUCCAUGAUAUUGCCUACAAAGCAAAGGAUAGGCAAGACCUGAUUGCUGGAAUUGAUGAGUUCUUGGAUGAAGUCAUCGUUCUUCCCCCAGGGGAAUGGGAUCCAACCAUUAGGAUAGAACCUCCAAAAAGUCUUCCAUCAUCAGACAAAAGGAAGAAUAUGUACUCAGGUGGAGAGAAUGUACAAAUGAAUGGAGACACCCCCCAUGAUGGAGGUCAUGGAGGGGGAGGGCACGGAGACUCUGAAGAACUCCAGCGAACUGGAAGGUUCUGUGGAGGACUAAUUAAGGACAUAAAGAGGAAGGCACCAUUUUUUGCCAGUGACUUUUAUGAUGCUUUAAAUAUCCAAGCUCUUUCUGCCAUCCUAUUCAUUUAUCUGGCGACAGUCACCAAUGCGAUCACUUUCGGUGGACUGCUGGGGGAUGCCACAGAAAACAUGCAGGGUGUCUUGGAGAGCUUCCUGGGCACAGCAGUCUCUGGAGCCAUCUUUUGUCUUUUUGCUGGCCAACCACUCACUAUCUUGAGCAGCACAGGACCUGUCCUCGUCUUUGAGAGACUUUUAUUUAAUUUCAGCAAAGACAAUGGUUUUGAUUACCUGGAAUUCCGUUUGUGGAUUGGUCUGUGGUCCUCCUUCCUGUGUCUCAUCCUGGUGGCUACAGAUGCCAGCUUCUUGGUGCAGUACUUCACCCGAUUCACUGAAGAGGGUUUCUCCUCCCUGAUUAGCUUUAUUUUCAUCUACGACGCAUUCAAGAAGAUGAUCAAGCUAGCUGAUUACUAUCCUAUUAAUUCCCACUUCAAAGUGGACUAUAUCACUCAUUUCACUUGUGCCUGUGUGCCUCCAGAAGGAGCUAACGAGUCAACUUUUGGUGAUACGACCUCUUCUCCCAUAGAUUUAUUGAUGCCUACUUCUGCUGUUAUGAAGGGAGCUGGCUAUCAUCUGGAUCUCUUCUGGGUAGCCAUUCUUAUGAUAGUAUGUUCUUUCAUGGCUCUCCCCUGGUAUGUGGCUGCUACUGUCAUCUCCAUUGCUCAUAUUGACAGUUUGAAGAUGGAGACAGAGACAUCUGCACCUGGAGAACAACCCAAGUUUCUAGGAGUCAGGGAACAAAGAGUCACCGGAACUCUUGUAUUUAUUCUGACUGGUCUGUCUGUCUUUAUGGCUCCCAUCUUGAAGUUUAUUCCCAUGCCUGUACUCUAUGGUGUGUUCCUGUACAUGGGGGUUGCAUCCCUUAAUGGCGUGCAGUUCAUGGAUCGUCUGAAGCUGCUUCUGAUGCCUCUCAAGCACCAGCCUGACUUCAUCUACCUUCGCCAUGUCCCUCUGCGCCGUGUCCACCUCUUUACUUUCCUCCAGGUGCUCUGCCUGGCCCUUCUCUGGAUCCUCAAGUCCACAGUGGCCGCCAUUAUCUUUCCAGUCAUGAUACUGGCUCUUGUAGCUGUCAGAAAAGGCAUGGACUACCUCUUUUCCCAGCAUGACCUCAGUUUCCUUGAUGAUGUCAUUCCAGAAAAGGACAAGAAAAAGAAGGAAGAUGAGAAGAAAAAGAAGAAGAAGAAAGGCAGUCUGGAUAGUGACAAUGAUGAUUCUGACUGCCCUUACUCUGAAAAAGUUCCAAGUAUUAAAAUUCCAAUGGACAUCAUGGAACAACAGCCUUUCCUAAGUGACAACAAACCCUCUGACAGAGAAAAAUCACCAACAUUCCUUGAACGCCACACAUCAUGCUGAUAAAAUUCCUUUCCUUCAGUCACUUGGGAUACCAAGCCCUCCUAGGACUCCAGUAAAAGUUGUGCCUCAAAUUCAAAUAGAACUUGAACCUGAAGAUGAUGGUUGUUUCUGGAGGAGUAAGGG